ACAGAAGAAGAGCUAACCAGAAGAGAGCAGAAAAAAAGGAAAAGAAUGGGGAAAUCUGAAAUGAUCCUUGUUUCGGCGCUGUGCUUGGUGUCGCUCCUGAGCGCGGUGUCGUGCGAGAAGGACAAGUUCUUCGUGGAGGGAAAGGUGUACUGCGACACUUGCCGCAUCCAAUUCUUCACCAAAGUCAGCAAAUUCCUCGAAGGGGCUACUGUGAAAUUGGAGUGCAAAGACAGGGAAGGGGGGAGCGUCACGCUGAGCAAGGAGGGGGUGACGGACAAGACGGGGAAAUACAGCAUCGAGGCAGACGGAGACCACGAGGAGGAGGUGUGCGAGGUGGCGUUGGUGAAGAGCACCGAUCCGGACUGUAACGAGAAGUCGGAGGAGGGGUACGGACACAAGGCCAGAGUCAGCAUCACCGGCAACGUCGGAAUCAUCGACCCCGUCCGCCAUGCCAACCCGCUCGGCUUCAUGAAGAAGGAGAAGCUCCCCGAAUGCAAGGAGGUCCUCCGUGAGCUCGGUUUCGACGACGAGGGCAAUCCCGUCUAAAUCAAUCUCCACUUCUUCCGCUUAUUAUCCAUUAUUAUUAUUCCUCUCUUAUUAUUUCCAAUCAAAUCAAAUAAAUAAAUAAAAUCGUCUUUCUACCU
Messenger RNA from Momordica charantia (bitter melon), 644 nucleotides. Its product is annotated as olee1-like protein. NCBI's taxonomy places the organism in Eukaryota, Viridiplantae, Streptophyta, Magnoliopsida, Cucurbitales, Cucurbitaceae. The record is from RefSeq and is a predicted model, not a curated record.